This is a messenger RNA of Lampris incognitus (smalleye Pacific opah), 4722 nucleotides long. It is a transcript of the gene cnot3a, whose product is annotated as CCR4-NOT transcription complex, subunit 3a. The transcript is spliced from 19 exons. Gene Ontology annotation, biological process: regulation of stem cell population maintenance; nuclear-transcribed mRNA poly(A) tail shortening; regulation of DNA-templated transcription. The coding region runs from base 184 to 3003 and encodes 939 amino acids. Gene Ontology annotation, cellular component: nucleus; P-body; CCR4-NOT core complex. Lineage: Eukaryota; Metazoa; Chordata; Actinopteri; Lampriformes; Lampridae. The record is from RefSeq and is a predicted model, not a curated record.
GGGAUUUAGCUACCGUCCAUCUUUAGCUAGGGUACAGCGAGAUUGUCGAAAAGAAAACAAAUUGGAAGUAAAGAAGAGUUUUCGGAAUUAGUCUUGGCAAUAAUUCAGAAAGAAAAAAACGAAAGCCCAGAAAUUAGCUGACUUUGUGACAGACGGAAUGUGGACAGUCUCGUAGUCAAAGCCAUGGCUGACAAGAGAAAACUUCAAGGUGAAAUCGACAGAUGUUUGAAAAAAGUAGCUGAAGGUGUAGAACAGUUUGAAGAUAUUUGGCAGAAGCUUCACAAUGCAGCCAACGCAAACCAGAAGGAAAAAUAUGAGGCGGACCUCAAAAAAGAGAUUAAAAAACUACAACGACUGAGAGAUCAGAUUAAAACAUGGCUGGCUUCAAACGAGAUCAAAGACAAAAGGCAGCUAGUUGAGAAUCGCAAACUUAUCGAGACGCAAAUGGAGCGGUUCAAGGUGGUCGAGCGAGAAACAAAAACCAAGGCCUAUUCUAAAGAAGGAUUGGGGCUGGCCCAGAAAGUGGAUCCAGCCCAGAGGGAAAAGGAAGAAACUGGACAGUGGCUAACGAAUACGAUAGACACUUUAAAUAUGCAGGUGGACCAGUUUGAGAGUGAGGUGGAGUCUCUCUCUGUUCAGACGAGAAAGAAGAAGGGCGAUAAAGAGAAGCAAGACCGUAUUGAAGAGCUCAAGCGGUUAAUUGAGAGGCACAGAUUCCACAUUCGUAUGCUGGAAACCAUUUUGCGUAUGCUGGACAACGAUUCAGUGCAAGUGGACUCCAUCCAGAAGAUCAAGGAUGAUGUAGAAUAUUACAUUGACUCCUCGCAGGACCCAGACUUCGAGGAGAAUGAAUUCCUGUAUGACGACUUAGAUCUGGAAGACAUCCCUGCAGCACUAGUCGCCACUUCACCGUCAGGACAGGGAAACAUCGAGGACGAGAUGUUUCUCCACUCCAGCAGCACUCCCACUUCCACCACCUCCUCCUCACCCAUCCCUCCAUCUCCAGCCACUUGCACUGCCGAGAACUCAGAGGACGAUAAGAAAAGGGGACGGUCGACAGACAGUGAAGUUAGUCAGUCACCUGUGAAGAAUGGCACCCCCUCCUUAUUGUCUUCCUUCUCUUCCUCGACCACCUCCGGCUCCUCCUCAUCCUCCUCACUUGUGUCUAUGGCGAGUGUCGUCGUGGGCCUCCCUGUGGUUCCCACGAGCAACAGUCUCAUAGGAAGCUUCAGUAGUGCGGUGCAGCAACAUCAACAUCAACCUCCGCAGCAGCAACCUCAGCCACCCAGCCAACAACAGCAGCAGCCACCUCAACAAACAAAACCUUCUGCCCCCUCAAACAACACCCCCAGCCCGCCCAGCCAUCCGACUCUUCCAGCCUCCACCACCUCCUCUCUCCCAACUCCCAGCAUACCCAGCUCAGUUGCUCCCAUCUCCCAGUCCCAGCCCUCAUCAGGGCCUACCCCGGCCUCCAGCUUGGGACUUGGGUUGGGGCUAGGUUUGAGCAAAGUUGGCAUGACGGGGACCAGCAGUGCCAACCAGAUGUCUGGUUUAGGCCUGAGUGGCAUGCAGACCCCUUUGAACACAAUGGCAGGACUGAUUUCGGGUUCUACUCCUGCCCCUUACGCUCAGGCAGCAGCAUCAGGAGGCCUGGGCUUGAGCAGCACCAACCAGUCGAGUGUUUCAGCAGAGAGCAGCACCUCCAUCUCCGCCUCUGGCUCCAGUGGAGUCACCACCAAUGGGGCUGGGACAGGGCUCGGCUUGCUGGGUUCUAGCCCAGCUCACAGCUCUCUGACGGGGGGUAUUCUGGGUCUGGUCCCAGGCCAAAACAUAGCCCCUGGCACCUCUCAGGUGCCCCCUGUUAGUGCUGCCCCUGGAGGGGUAGCGGGUAUGAUGGGAGGUAAUGGAGGGAACGUCGGAGGGGUAGGGGUGAACUCAGCUGCUGCUAGACCACCAAGUGGACUGAAACAAAAUGGAAGCACAAGUUACAGUGCCGUAGUGGCAGAGAGUUCCACGGAGUCAGCCCUAAGCACACCUAGCCAAUCACAAAACAGCCAGCCCUCAUCUCUCACCUCCUCAGCCAGUCAGCCGAUGGACAAUGGUCCGAGCUUGAUCAGCUCCAUCACCCUGCCCCCGAGCUCUCCGUCCCCUUCGUUUUCAGACAGCACGCCUGGAGGAGGGAGUCUUCUCAAUGGGCCCCAUUCUUACACACAAGCUUCUGAGGGCCUCAAGCUCCCCACAGACCACCGUCACAUACUGAGGGAGUCCAGAGUGACAGCACAGGCAGCAGAGCCACCAGGGACCAUGGCAACAGCCACUAACACACGAAAGAGAAAGCAGUGUCAGGCUCCAGAGCCUCUUAGUUCCCUGAAGGCAAUGGCUGAGAGGGCGGCCCUUGGAACAAGCUUGGAUGGAGAGAUCCCCAACUUACACCUAACAGACAGAGAUAUCUUCUCUGGUUCAUCUGCAGCCCCUGGCACCCCGGCAGCUCCCCAGCCAUCCCCGUCGGAGGUCAGCAUACCCCCCUCGCUGGGGGUGUGUCCACUCGGUCCCACACCUCUCCCCAAAGAUCAGCUCUACCAGCAGGCCAUGCAGGAAUCUGCAUGGACACACAUGCCUCACCCGUCUGAUUCUGAGAGGAUCAGGCAAUACCUGAUGAGGAAUCCAUGCCCCACCUUGCCCUUCCAUCACCAGAUGCCACCUCACCACUCUGACUCAAUAGAGUUUUACCAGAGACUGUCAACAGAAACCCUCUUCUUCAUCUUCUACUAUUUAGAGGGCACCAAGGCUCAGUAUCUGUCUGCCAAGGCUCUGAAGAAACAGUCCUGGAGGUUCCACACCAAGUACAUGAUGUGGUUCCAGAGGCACGAGGAACCCAAGACUAUCACUGAUGAGUUUGAACAGGGCACUUACAUUUACUUUGACUAUGAGAAAUGGGGCCAGAGAAAAAAGGAGGGGUUCACCUUUGAGUAUAGGUACCUUGAAGACCGAGACCUGCAGUGACAAACAAGAGGGAUGCGCAAGGAAGGAAAUAAAGAGAGAAAACGUGCUGCUGUUGACAUUCCGAGACUGAACUCCAUGCUGUGGAUAGAGAUUGUGAUGUGUAGUAGAAGCCCUCUCCUAUAAUGGAGAACCGGUGUCUGUAUAGGCUGCAUCUCACAUGAAGCCCCCGCUCCUCCAUGUAUGUGCGUUACUUUUGACCAUCGGCCCUGUGGGCCUGAUCAGACGCAGCGCACCGCAUGGGGCUAAAAGGGUAUCAUGUGAGAUCUGCGUUUGUGCCUGUCUGUGUGCACACUCAGUAUGUGGCAUUAGGAAAGCCUACCCCAUGCAUGUUUCUCAUGUUAUGUUUUGUUUUAUUUUUUUUCCGUUUCAACAAGAUUCUAUGUACCACCUACCCAACAUGAGCCUGGAACUCUUUGACUCGACACAAAGCAAACAUUGAAUUCGACUGAAGUAAAAUUCCCACUUAUUUACUGUAAUUUGGUGGUUUAGAAUGGGGAAGUACAGUGAACAUUUUAAACAUGGUGUGUAGGAAUGGCUUCUUUUUAAGACCCUAUGAUGCCUGUUGAAUAUGGUCACUAUUAGAGAUAGUGAGCGAUUAUCAAUAGUUUUAUUGAUAUUGUCUUGGUCGAUUUAAACACUGAUUGAGAAUGACCACAGGGCCUCUCCCUGUGACAGGGAAAGAGUCCUUAUUGGACAUGGAUUAAAUUGCUAUGCAAUUGAACUGGUCUCUGACUCCCUCUCUCUUUACAAAUAAAAUGUUUUUAAGUUUAACUGUACAAGAAAAUGCAUCAUUGUGGGGCAUUCAUGUUUGUGAGAAAUUAAUAAAAGUUGUAAAAUAAAUCUUAAAAAUAGCUGAGCGAUAAAUCUGACGUGUAUGAUUCGUGUAUGAUGGAGGAACUCGUUCACCCUCAAAGCAGACCCAGUGAACAGGCCAUUCUCAGUGUUGUGAAUGUAAUUGUGACCGGAUUCAUUCAACUGAACCAAAUUACCUCAUAAUCCCCUCCCAAAAGGUAAUCAUGUCAGUAUUUGUUCACAGAAAUACGAGUUUGGCUUAAGUCAACCCCCCCCCUCCUGCUUUUAAGGUUUUAUACUCUUAUUCUUUUGAAGUUACCUCAUCUAGGUCAUUUACUAUCCGUUGUUCAUUUUAACCACCAGUAGUGAAAACCCUACUGGGUGAAACGGUGAAUGUGCACUGAUAUACUCUGUUUACAUGUGGGGUAUAAAGCAUGUACCAAUGUCUUCUGAAAAACCUGGUGGUGGAUUCAACCUGUAGGAGGGGUGAACUCCGAGGGAUGCAACAUCUCAUCUGCCUUGACUGUUUUUGUGCUCUCCUGUAGAACUAUGGCAGAGUUUACACUGGCACGACAGAUCCUAUCUUUUCCUCGAUUUACAAAAAGAAAAGGAAAAACUUACUUUUUUCCGUGUAAAGGCGAUCGUGAAAAGGUCAGAUCUGUGCUACAGUUAAAAGUAGAUUUUAUGUUGUGUAAGCGUGAAUCAAGUCCUCGACAUUUCUAGUUUUUAGGUGGAAAAGAUGGGGGGGGAGGGGGGGGAGAAGCAAAGUUAAGAAAUAUUUGCCUUCUAUAGAUUCUAUUUUUGGGGCUUAAAGAAAGGGAAGGUCACAGAAAAUUGCUAAAAUGUGAAUUUCAACAACUAUUUACAAUUUUUCUCAUAUUUACUGGUCAAGGUUCUGCAUGGGAGACGUCAUAAUAUGGGGAUACA